Molecule: messenger RNA, 183 nt
Organism: Enterobius vermicularis (human pinworm)
Lineage: Eukaryota; Metazoa; Nematoda; Chromadorea; Rhabditida; Oxyuridae
Source: the annotation of a GenBank genome assembly
GAAAAACCAGACCAAAAUUACGGCCAGAAUUCUAGAGGAUGCUUGCAUGAAAGGAUGAUAGCGCGAUGGGAUGAGAAGGUGGUGGGGGUGGAGGAAGAGGAGGAGGAGGAGGAGGAGGAGGAGGUGAUUAUGGUGGAAGAGGGUGGAAGAAAUGAAGGUGAAAAAGAUGAGGAGAAGCGAUAA